This is a messenger RNA of Trematomus bernacchii (emerald rockcod), 2279 nucleotides long. It is a transcript of the gene ltv1, whose product is annotated as LTV1 ribosome biogenesis factor. The transcript is spliced from 11 exons. The record is from RefSeq and is a predicted model, not a curated record. Gene Ontology annotation, biological process: ribosomal small subunit biogenesis; ribosomal small subunit export from nucleus. NCBI's taxonomy places the organism in Eukaryota, Metazoa, Chordata, Actinopteri, Perciformes, Nototheniidae. Gene Ontology annotation, cellular component: nucleus; cytosol; preribosome, small subunit precursor. Bases 165 to 1616 code for a protein of 483 amino acids.
UGGUAGCAGCAGCAUGGUGAAGGAGAAGCCAGCGUGGAUAAACAACAACAACGACACUUUGUGGAUUUAAACUGUUAGUUGUAAUAACAGCUACCUGUAGUUUGAGAUUUGAUCAUCUCUAACCCCGAUUAGUCAAAGGAAAGCAGCUGAGACUCCGUUACACAAUGCCUCAUCGAAAGAAGAAGUCGUUCAUAGAGAAGAAGAAGGCGGUGACCUUUCACCUCGUGCACAGGAGUCAGAGAGACCCGCUGGCUGCCGAUGAAAAAGCCCCUCAGCACGUCCUGCUGCAGACCGGCAAGGUGGACGUGGAUAAGCAGCUGGAGCAACAGAGGGAGUUUGGAGUGUUCUUUGACGAUAACUACAACUACCUGCAGCACCUGAAGGAGCCGGCGACCCCCUUUGAGCUGGUGGCUGCCCGCACCUCACACACUAAAACAGGCAAGACCCCUCUCAAGGAUGAAGAGGAAGACAAAGAUGAUGAUGAGGAAGACGAUGAGGACGAAGAGGAGGAGGUCAUUGUCCUGCCUGCGGCCACGCUGAACCUCCCCUCCUCGGUGUUCGCCUCAGAGUUUGAAGAGGAGGUGGGUCUUCUGAACAAAGCCGCUCCGAUCUCAGGCCCGCGGCUGGACUUGGACCCCGACAUCGUGGCCGCUCUGGACGAAGACUUCGAUUACGACAACCCCGAAAACCAGCUGGACGACGACUUCAUCAUGAAAGCAAACGUGAUGUGUGGAGCAAUGGAAGUAGAAGGUGGCGAUGAGGAAGAUGAAGAUGGAGAUGGUGAAGGGUGGGAGGACACAGACGAGGAAGGAGACGUUGACUCAGAGUUUUCUGACGAGGACGGAGAGAGACGCGCUAAAGAGUUUCUUUUCAUGGACGAGGAGACGAAGAGUCGCUUCACAGAAUACUCCAUGUCCUCGUCGGUGAUGAGGAGGAACGAGCAGCUCACCCUGCUGGACGACCGCUUCGAGAAGUUUUACGAGCAGUUUGAUGACGAUGAGAUCGGAGCGCUGGAUAACGCGGAGCUGGAGGGCUUCAUCCAGCCGGACAGCGCUCGCCUGGAGGAAGUCAUCAAAGACUAUUUCAUACAGAAAGGGAAAGAAUACUUGAGACCUGACGACUUGGGUCCUAAAGAACUUCCUGCCGUGAAGGAGGAGGAUGAAGACGAUGAUGAUGAUGAUGAAGAGGAAGAGAUGGAAACCGUUGUUAUCAUGGGUCCAGAGGAGAAGUGGGACUGUGCAACCAUCAUCAGCACAUAUUCCACCAUCUAUAACAGACCCAAGUUGAUUCAGGAACCACAAAGGACGAAGCCAAUCCGAGUGUCCCAGAAGACGGGCAUCCCUCUGGACGUCCUUCCUACCAAAGGCCUGACCGCUAAGCAGGCGGAGCGCAUGACGAGGAUCAACGACUCGGACCUGCCUCGAGUUUCCACCCAGCAGCGCAGCAAGGAGGAGAGCACAGAGGAGAGGAAGCAGAGGAAACUCGCCAUCAAGGAGGAACGCAAGGAGCGGAGAGUGGAGAAGAAAGCCAACCAGACGGCGUUCAAGGACGAGAAAGUGCGGCAGGAGAAGCAGAUGUUGAGCCUGAGAGCCAACGUUCAAGGCAUGAAGCUUUAAUAAACAAACUCUGCCCACACUGACUUUCUUUUACCCCGCUUUGAGGCGCCAUCAGUGGACUCUUAACUUCAGUGGAGCUGAGAAACGAGUCCGAACAGGGCGACUGACGGGGAGAGGCUCCAAUCUCCUCGAAUCAUCACCAGAUGCAACUUUAAAAAGAGGAAGAAAUGAACUUUAUCUACAGUUUACCAGCUCAGGAUUAAUACAUGCUGGGUGUUGAGUAGAAGGAUUAUUAAAAAGUUUGAUUUGAUUUUGUUUUUGUGAUCAUAUCUUGCUUUUGGAUAUUUUGGGGAAAAAGGCUUUUAUUGCAGGUGAUAAAUGAGAGGAUUGAUACCACUCAUGUCUGUACUGAAGCAGCCCAAUGCUAACUUAGCUUAGCACAAACACUGGAAACAAGUGUAUACAGUAAGCCUGGCUAUUCUGAAGCUCACUAAUUAAUGUUAUUUGUAUCAUUAGUACCUUUUAGUUUAUAGAUGUUUGUAUUGUAAGACAAAUGCAUUUUGGCUGUUCCAUAACUGUUGCUGGCGUUUUGACUUCUCCAUGCAGCUUGGAAGUUGAUACAUGUGUGUAAGAAGCACAGGUGCAGAAUGCAACAACAACCAAUGGCCAUGUUAGAGGGGUAAAUAAGACUGUUACUUUAUAAAGUGAUUUUGUUUAAAGGUC